Fusarium tjaetaba is the source of this 1020-nucleotide messenger RNA. RefSeq lists its product as uncharacterized. Lineage: Eukaryota; Fungi; Ascomycota; Sordariomycetes; Hypocreales; Nectriaceae. The record is from RefSeq and is a predicted model, not a curated record. Bases 1 to 1020 code for a protein of 339 amino acids. The transcript is spliced from 4 exons.
AUGUCUGUGCCUGAGGCCCACACAUCCCUUCUCGCCCUGCUAGCGAAUUUUGACUUUCAACCUCCCUUACAAGAGCAGUCCAGGCGGGCCCAAGUCGCGCUCUUUGACAUUUUGAACAUUGUUUUCUCCCAGUCGCAAGUCUCACUGCGAAAACACGUCCGGCUCAAAACGUCAAUAGCCGCUAACGAGAUCUCCGAUCAACGCUUUGCGGAGAUCAUACAGGUUGUUGGUCGGUCUACAGAUCGGUCUCCAGGCAACUACACCGAGAGGCUAGAAAAAGAAUCCAGCAAGGACAACAGCCUAAUUCCCUUUUUGAAAAGGGCAUCGGAUAUAGAUAUCGAAUCCCUGCUCCAGUUGCCAACAGAAUGGCUUCAGAAGCUUUCUGCCGUAAAUUUCGCAGAUCCCGUCGAUAUCAGCAACCUGAGCUAUGCCUUGACUUCAGAUGACGUGGAUGACUUUGAUCUUGUCACUAUCAACGGAGUUUCCUUUACAGUCUCAGCAUUUCCUGGAGCUUUGAGCUUACAUCCUGAACAAACCCAAAAAUCUAGCGCUCACUCAGGCCUCGUAUCUCUUAGCGUUGAGCCCAUUUCUCAUAUCACUUCUUGCCUGGAGCAGGACCAAUCCCAACCCCUGCCUUCUCUGGUGCUGCCCAUCGGACAACUGCAAAAGAGAUUCGUGGAGGUGAGUGGUAUUCCUGAUCUAAUCGAUACUGAUUACUUCCUGGUUGUCGAUGCUGCAGGAACUUCACAUGCGGUUUGGCUAAUCUAUGAUCGAUAUCAACGAUUUGACAAGGAGUUCAAGGAUGUCGCUGACCCGAAGAUCACUCCUCUGGUCUUCGUGGAGCUAGGAAAGAACUUUGAUGCUGCUCAAGUUUUCCCGAGCGUCAAGGAUUGGCUUGAAGCCUAUGGGAAGGUCAGUGAGGCCAAGUUUCAGGAGUCAAUCAUGAAGACAGGGAUGGUAGGAGAAGUCAGGGUCAGGAUCGCAAGUCGAGAGGAUGUCGCUGCUCUGGAGACCAAAUAG